GCUGGCUACACGAAGCAGUUCCUCCGUCGACUGACUCGAGGUGCCGCGUCUCUCCCAGACGGCCCUCUCUUCUCGACUCGCAUCCUCGUAGUCCACGCUUCAAAAAGCAGAGAUGUCAAGUCCUAUACCCAGGUUGGAAUACCACGGUCUCGGAUUUUCACUGUCAACUACAAGGGGCACCUGAAAUAUGAAAUAUCAAGCACAUUUCAAUCAACCUACAUGAACAUGAUUGAGUUUGUGGAUGCUCAGUUCCCUCCUGUCGGUCGUCGCCUCCCCUCCUCCCCCUCUCCCCCCUCCCCUCCUCCCUCCCCUCACUCCACACGAGAAGAGUACAGCACUUUCAAUUUCUGGAGAACAGACCUGCCACACCAGCCGCCCUUUGACCUCUGAUGUUCAUUAUCAUCCACACUGAUUUUUAUAACAGCAGA
This is a messenger RNA of Geodia barretti, 428 nucleotides long. The record is from the annotation of a GenBank genome assembly. NCBI's taxonomy places the organism in Eukaryota, Metazoa, Porifera, Demospongiae, Tetractinellida, Geodiidae.